Molecule: messenger RNA, 1607 nt
Organism: Cladophialophora immunda
Lineage: Eukaryota; Fungi; Ascomycota; Eurotiomycetes; Chaetothyriales; Herpotrichiellaceae
Product: phosphoribosylglycinamide formyltransferase
Exons: 1
Coding region: 286-1041 (251 amino acids)
Biological process (GO): 'de novo' IMP biosynthetic process
Cellular component (GO): cytoplasm
Molecular function (GO): phosphoribosylglycinamide formyltransferase activity
Source: RefSeq, a predicted model, not a curated record
AGUUACCAAGCCCCUCCACCACUAACGACCGGGUUGUCGCAUUUUCAAACCCAUUCCUGGCUCGAGUCCCUCUGUCGCAAGUUCAAAUGUCGCGGCUCCGUCCUUCCUGUGCUCUUCUAUCCUCCUGCUCACCUGGAGAGGGAUCGCUCUGAGAUGGGAAUCAGCUGAAUCUUGGCCUCAGCAACUCUUGGCUCUCUUUUCACCGAGCUGUUGAGCUUCUAUCGCUUGCUACCUUAUCUCCCUCGCGUCGAACUUCCGAGACUUCACUUCUGGCCAUUGUUCAAAAUGGCCUCGAGAUCGAUAUCCACCGACAAGUCCCGAACCUACAGCACUUCGACAUCGUUUAGCCUGACCGUCCUCAUCUCUGGCUCAGGGACCAAUCUACAAGCCCUGAUCAACGCCUGCGGCCAAGAUCCUCUUGGUCCUCCUACCAGAUCCAAACCAGCUUCCCGACAGUUUCUUCCAAAUGCCGAAAUAUCACAUGUGAUAUGCAACCGUCGUGAAGCGAAGGGCAUUGCUCGUGCUCAAGACGCUCACAUCCCGGUGACAUAUCACAACCUGCUGUCGUACAAGAAGAAAUUCCCAGACACCGAGGCCGGGGUCACAGCUGCCCGGAAUCAGUACGACACGGAUCUGGCCCAGAAGAUCCUCACGCAUAUUCCUUGCCCGGACCUGGUAGUCUGUGCAGGCUUCAUGCAUAUCCUGUCGCCAGUGUUCAUCAACGCCCUGGCCUCGGCGAAUGUGCCCAUCAUCAACCUCCAUCCCGCGUUGCCGGGCCAGUUUGACGGGGCAAACGCCAUCGGGCGUGCCUACGAGGCCUUUCAAAGGGGGGAAAUUUCUGGUACGGGAGUCAUGGUCCACUAUGUGACCGCCGAAGUGGACCGGGGCGCCCCCGUCCUGGUGAGGGAGAUCGAGAUAAAAGCCGGAGAGCCGCAAAGUGAGCUGGAGGAGAGGAUACAUCAAACGGAAUGGAAGCUUAUUGUCGACGCCACGGGCAAGGUGCUGGAAGACCUGGAGGCGAAACGGAGGCAGGAGAGUUAACAAUGUUCGCCUCGGGUGGGUUGAGAUGCGAACUGUUGAUGGAUGUUGCAGACAAAGCAGUGCGAGAGAGAGAGCGCUGUGGCAGCAGAGGGUGGCAGGUAACAGUCAGUUCUUCGGGACAAGCAAGGUGUUUGGGAGGCUUCUUCUUUGGACAAACAAGUCACCACCUGGAGUCGAGGUCUGGACUUUCUGAAGCGACGUUGGCCUCCUCCCGUCUCCGACUUCGCCCACUGCCGACAAAACUGGCCUUGUCCACGAUCGGUCGGCGGGCGGACGACAGCAAUCGGACCAAAUAACACUCGCGUUUCAGAGUCGGAUCACGACAUGUAUGUGACUUGACGCAAGGAAAUUCAAAUCAAAAGUUGGAACGGACGGGAUUUCAGAUGACGAGAUGGUGAAAAUGCCCUCUUAGAUUGUUCUCUACCAGGCAAAAGAUCAGAGAGAUUGUGUUGAAUCAACAACGUAUCAUGUAACUCAUGUCGGUUGUUUCUCCUUCUCCUUCUCCUUCUCCUUGAAGUCCCAGGCCCGAAUGCCGGUGCGCGAGGUGAAUCGACAAUGACUCCUCC